Messenger RNA from Nezara viridula (southern green stink bug), 5533 nucleotides. The record is from the annotation of a GenBank genome assembly. Lineage: Eukaryota; Metazoa; Arthropoda; Insecta; Hemiptera; Pentatomidae.
UGCAUCAAGUUAAAGUUAAUAAUUUAAUUUUUUUUUUCCAGGAUUGAUAAUUGCUACAGAUGUAUUGUAAUGCACAAAAGGCACAACAACGUUCUCCAAUAUAAAGAAACUUAUUGCAUGACCAGCGGGGACCUGCCUACCCUCUGCAACGAGAUCACCGGAGACGCCACCUUGCUCUCCAUGUUCCGGGUUGACGCGGCCGGUGUGACAUGCCCGUUCAAGUCUCCUCCGUUCUCCGUGGUGUACAGCAAGGGUCACGGGGACUGCGGCUUCCCCGCCUCCACGGCCGAAGCUUGUACCGACGACACCCGACUCGUCUUCAGGUUCCAGGCCUGUCCGGACAUCCACGGAACUGAAGCUGCAGUUGAAGAGCUGGAAUGCUUGGCAACCUGGCGAGAAGGCACCUACCACUAUUUGGUUGGUAGACUGCACCAUAAGAUGGCCACCGUUGACGAAGAGCGGUACCGCUGCUUUUUGUACCAUAAGGUUGAUCAUAUCUACCAGGUUGCUCAGAGUGGGGAGGCAACUUGCAGUGGACUUCUCACACCUAAUGAGGGAUCAAGGAACAUGAAACUGUCUCGAAUUGAAGGGCAACAUACGAAGUGCAAGUUCCCAGUUUGGGUUACCAAUCAUUAUCACUGGCGAAGUCUCGACUACAGCCACAGCUUCCAUUUCUCACAUCGCAAUGCCAGCUUAAAGAUAUCGUCGCGUGGAGGUGUAACUGAGACGAAACUUGUCUGUCAUAAUGUGGAAGUUGAAAAUGCUAAGAUGGCUCGAAUUGUAGUGCAUGUUGUUUCUGGAUGUGAUGGAGGUUACAAGUGUAUGACUAUUCAUAAGAGAGAUAAUAACGUUAUUCAGAUGCAACAGUCUGGUAUGCACAACAACGCUGAAGAAGCCUGCCUCUCUACCAAUUAUGAAUCUAGUUCAUCAGCGAACACUAUUACUAUGAUAACUGGUACGUUGCCAACUGUGAAGUGCCCCCUGGAAGGUAGAUAUGCCCCGACCAAGAUCGAGCCUGAAACAACUGCUGAAUGUACACAACAAACUAAUCUUCAACUUCUUCUAAUGGGCUGUUCUCCUAGCCAAGACAUCAUGGAAUUCGAAUCGACCUGUAAAGCCAUACCUAAGACAUCCUACUCGUGCCAUGGAAGUUGGAAAGAAAAUAGCACUACUUACGUUGUCGGUUCUCCAGUGAGUAGACAUUCUACAGAUGCAAGACAUUACUGCUUUAUAUUGAGUCAUUCUUCUGGCGGCAUGACAGUGGAAAGAGUUGCAGAAACCUGUGCUAUUACUUCUAGACCAACAGAAUUCACAUUUAAUGUGACUGAAAUAGGUAAGUGCUCCGAAACCAGUAGCGGAGAAAGGAACACAUUUAUUCCCGCUAUUGCUGCCGUCGCUUUGCUUGUAUGCCUCUAUCAGGCUCAUCGGUGAUGAUAUCUAUUAUCCGCUUAGUUAUUAUAUAGAUUCAGGGUUUUGAUUGGUUUUUUUAUCUUCACUGUUCUGUUGCUUUUACAAAUUAUCUACUUGGUUUAGAAGUUUGCUUUAUACAUAUAUGAAUAUAUAUAUGCAUACAAACAUACAUGUAUAUAUAUACAUAUUGUAUAAAAUUUUAAUGAAAAAAAAAGAUUCAUAACCAUUGACCACAUUGGUGUUAGUUUCUGUGUAAUCGUAUUUUCUCCAGUUAUAGAAAUUAUCUUAAAUGACCAAGUUAUUUAAAAAGAAGAAGAAUUGUUUGAUUUAAAUUUAUUUAAUUUACAUUUAUGAUAAAAUUGAAUUCAUAGUAUAUUAUAAUUGAUUAUAAACUGAACAGAUAUUUUAAAAAUAAGAAUGAUAAGUAUUUAUAGAAAAAAAAAGAAAAAAAAUAUGUAAAGAUGUUUAUUUCAUUUAAAUAAAGUAAUAUAGAUGUUAUUUUUUUAAAUUUUAUUGUUAAUAAGACACCUUUAUCUCGGCAUCUAUUCACCAAACGAUAGGGGAAUUGUCCGAACUUUUAAGGAGUGAAUACUUUAUUCGCUGUUUCUUUUAGCUAUUUCAUUGUGUGAAUUGUAUCUUAACCUUUAAGGAACACUUAUAUAUACAUAUGUACGUAGUGUGUAUAUACACAUUCAAAAAAAUGACAUUGAUAUAAAUACAAUUGUGAUUAAGGUUGGAUAAUGCUUUCAUUGUAAAAAGUGACGGAGUGUAAGUGCUAUUACAAAGUUAGUACAAUUGAGUAAUUUCGGCAUCAGGUGUUGUAGUUUAAUAACACCUUAUUAUUAAGAGACAUUAAUUAAUUAAUACUAUUUUUUUUUUUUUUUUUAAACAAAAACCACAUUAGGACCGAAAAAUGUAUCAUAUGGACAGAAAUUGAACUCUGUUCUUAUAUUUUAAAUUUAUAUCCGACGUUUUAAUGGAACUAUUUUUAAUGUGUAUUAUAUUUGUCUAUACAAAUUUAUAUAAUAUAUCUGAUAGCUUUAGUAUUUUUGAUGGUGAAAGGGAUGUUAAAAAAUAAAUAUAUAAAAAUAUUAAAAAAAAAAAAUUAAAUCAGGUAAAAUUUUAUGUAACUUUAUUCCUACUCAGAAAAAUUGAUAAUUUUCUAAAAAUAUAGAUUAUUAAACAAAAAAAAAAAAACACAAGAAGUCCAAUAGAAGCAUUCCAUGAAUGCUGCUUUUAGAGCAUUGGUCUUACCAGUUAUCCUAUUCCUAUAAUGAUGAUUGUAUAUAAUUAAAUAAUUAAAUUUAUCUGACCAAUUUAAUAAAUUAAUAAACUUAUUCUUUCAAGGAAAAGUAAGUACAUAUCUGUUUCGUUAACAUAUUUAUUUUUUUUUUUUUUUCUUAACCCGUAAAAGUUCAUUUCAAUGUUAUUUUUGCCUUCAACUAAUUUUACUUGAUUUUUCUAAAUUUACCAUUCUAAUUUAAUUGAUUUGUUUAUUGUUCUAAAGAUAUUUAUCAUUUUUAAUACUUUUAUAUUAAUUAUUUAAAUUUAACAAACAGAUAUAUUUUAUUGCUUACUUUUUAAAAAUAUGUUUUUUUAAGAAAUUGCUAGGCUAUCAGUAUCGGUCGAUCACGGUUCGUUAGUAGGAAUUCGAUAACUGUGUCUUAAAUUCUUCUUUUUGAUAUAUCAGGUAUGCAUUUAUCAAGAGAAUAUUCAUAAAAUUAUUUCCAGCAUUACAAACACGUCUGUUACAUGUUUAUAAUUGAAAAAUGUUAUAUAUAAAGUAAUUUUUCGCUCAAGACUAUUAAAACUUAUUGUUUUUUUAAAUAUUGUUUCAUAUAAAUAUAUAUAUGUACGUUAUUAAAAUCUCAGUGUCUUCUUUUUUCUUGGUGUUAGCUAGGAAUGAACAUUCCAUUCAUGUUUUUUAAUGCUAUCAGUCGCUGUAUUUAGAUAUAUAACGAUCUCAUAUCUUGAAAAUUGUUUAUUGUUCAAUGCUUACAAAAUUUCAACCUUAGAUUCAUAGAAUAAUUUACAUAACAUAAUGGGACUCAUUUAAAAAAAAUAAUAAUAAUAAAAUGAUACCAUAUUCAUUUACAAUGUGUAAUUUAUAUAAUACUAGCAGAUCACAUACGAGUGAAUUAACAAAAAUGUUAUACGUCUCGUUAUGUUUUGUAAUAUCAUAUACCUUAUUGAAUCUAGCGAUCAUAUAUUAUAAGAAAGAGUAAUUGUUUAUAAGGAACAUAAAAAAUGUUCCUCAAACCAGCUUUCUAAUUUAUGAUGCCAGUUAUUCUAUAUGUCUUAAUAUUGGCUUAUGUUUCUCAUCAACAUAAGUUUUAUGUUUAUAUAUAUUAGUGUGGUAUUCAUUUGAUAAUAAAUUUUAAAUCAUUGAAUUUCUCUGUUAAAUGUUUAAUAAAAGUAAUUAUGGAUUUUUAGAAUUAUGUGUAUUGUACUCAUUGUUAUUACUGCAUUGAAUUUUCCUACAGUCAACAAAAAAAAAAAAAAAAAACCUAACUUAGCCAGUUUGCAAGGCUUUUAUGAAUAAGGUGCUAUAUUUCUAUCAAACUUAUUAAUAUUAAUUAUUAUUCAUUAAGCGGCUGAAACUGUUAGCAUUUUAAUCCUAUCUUUAGAUGGCAUUGUCAAAUGGAUGCUACAUUUUUUUUUUUUUUUUUAUUUUACUACGGUUAGAUGUAAUGUUACAAAUAAAUAAAUAAUUUUUAGAAUUUUGAUUCUAACCUAGCAAGCCAAAAAAAGUGUCCAAGGCUUCCGUCCGCUUGGUUUUACUUUCUGUAAAUGAUUCGUAAUCAAGAACACUUUUUUUUCUAUUUGUCACUUUUUCAAAUUAUCAAGUAAUAUCUCUGACUUCGGUUACAAACAUAUUUCUAAGUGUAAAGUCUUGUACUGAAAGAAUCAAGCAAAAGCUAUGAGAAACAAUAAUACAUUGUAACAUCAAAACUAAUUUCUAACUAAUCUAUUAUCUUAAAUUCUGCAAACUGGUCUCAAAGUCUCCAGUUUCAUUUAUUUUAAUUUUAUAAUCUUAAAUGCAUUAUUCUUGUCAUAUUUUCCUUAAGUAAAAUCUUUUAAAUGAGCUAGAAGAGUAAAAUAAAAUUCAUUACUUCUAAAAUAAAGAGUUUCUACUAUCCACAUCUUUUUUAAGUUUUACUCUUCUUUAGAAUGUGAAAAAUAUUAUAUUUUACUCCUGAUGUACAUAAUUAUGUGUUUUAAAUAAUAAUAAUAAAGAACUCAGUUUGUGACCUUUAAAUUAUCAAUUCCACUUUUGUCUGUCUUACUAACUUCUGUUAUUUUAAUUUUUUUUAUUUUUCAAGUAAACUUUUAGCAAAAAUUUAUGCAUGUGUGAACUUAAAUCUUAAAUGAAGCAAAUAUCCUUGUGCUUAAUAGUAAAUAACAUAAGAUCCUCGUGACUCAUUAUUUACAAUAUCUUAAAUUUAGGUUAGAAUCAUUAAUUCUAUUCAUCUGUAAAUUUUUUCAAAUUAUUCGUUAAAUAUUUGAUGUUCGAUAAGUGUUAAAUGUUUUUUUUUUUUAAUAUAUUGGUGUAUUCACUUCACUUAUACCAUAUUAUUAUGAAUUUAUUAUUAUAAAUCUAAUUGUACUCUAGUUUUCUUCUUUUUUUUUUUUUAUAAUAUAAAAUUAUUUCUCUAUUUCCUCCUGAAUUUCUUAAAAGUUUAAUAUUUUGAGAAUGAGGUUUUUUGGUCUUUAACCAAUGAGAGUUUAUUUUUGUAAAUAGCGUAAGAAAGGGAGAAAGUACUGUUUUAAAUAAUAAUAAUCUUUAUCGUAUUGGUUGUAAUAAAAUAACUCAUCACAGGGUGCCACUGAUUCUUUAAUUUUAAUUAUUUUAAUUUUAUUAUUUUUAUUGAUAUAGCACUUAAUAUUGAAGCUUUCUGUGUUAUUAUGUAAGGCUGUAAAUAAAUUGCAGCUAAGUUUGCUUAAUUUUGUGUUUAUAUAAAUGUAAUUAAGGUGAUAAAAUGCUUUAAUUUGUAAAUUAUCGAAAUGUAAAAAUUGUAAUAAGUUUUUGGAUUUAAUUUAAUUUUUUUUUUCUUUCUUUUUCAUUUAUUGUAAGCUUGUACAGCCAUUUCAAUGAAAAGAAAAUAUCACAAUUUUUAGCUAG